Molecule: messenger RNA, 22955 nt
Organism: Porites lobata
Lineage: Eukaryota; Metazoa; Cnidaria; Anthozoa; Scleractinia; Poritidae
Source: the annotation of a GenBank genome assembly
AUGAACGUCAAGAAGGGGAAAUUCAAUGCAGACUACUGCCAGACUGGCAUCGAACCUGCGCUGUCAGACUUAGCCCGCCUUCACGAAGUCUCUUGGGAUAAGCGAAACGAGUUGAAGCACAAAGAGAGCUACAAAGCAGUUUCAUUGCAAAAACAUCGUCGACCUCCGUCACACCUUCUCUCUCCUCGUGAUCUUCGUAACCAUUUGCGUACAUGAGUACCUGUGAAUGGUUCUAUUUAGAAAGAGUCCUUGGAAUAUUUCUCAGUUAUACCUAGGUUUUGUCGGUAUUUUAAGGAAGGCGCAGAAAAUGUUGUAUGAAAUGAUACGAAAAUGUGGUUUUCUUUAAGAUUUAAGAAGCCUAACUAUAAAUGGACAAUGACGUUAAACGAAAUAGGGGUUAUAGUAUAGUAUAGCUAAGUGUGUCGGAAUUAAAUAAGCUAUUUGUGAUGAGUAAAAUAACGUGAUAAAGAAUUUAUUUCAAGGGGCAAAAUUAAUAAAAAGAUCGUUUAAAUGAUGGAAAUUGUGAUUUUAUUAUCCUGUAGCUGUGGUGGAGUCACGGGCUAUCAAUUGAUAGAAAAAAGACUCGACGAGACUCAAUAAACUGUGACAAUUUCUUUGGCUAAGUAAUCUCCAGUGAAAGAAUUUCGACAGAUACAUCACAAAAUUGCUAUGGUUUAGUCAGCCAUUUGUCGCCUAGACAUUCACUCUUUUGCAUGGGGGAGGGAGGGAUAUAACAUCAUAGCUGGCUCAAACGGGCGUCUAUAGGACACGACGAUUUUAGGCUUGUGACUACAUGAGGGCAUGGCGGACGUGUACUGUGAAAGUAAGCUGUUGAUGUAUUAACGGGCCAUAUUCGCGUUGGAGUCCUCGAAUUGGAUUCCCGUUCCCCCACCCUCCCACGAAAAAGAAUGCCUAUGGGCCAGCUAACACUUAAUAAGAGAAAUGAAACUUUUAAAUGACGGUAACCUUCUUUGUGGUUAGCUGUGGUUGUACGUCUUACCACAAAAGGAAUCUUGAUCUAUCCAUUAUUUCUAAAAUUUAUUAUACCACAAGUUAAUGACUGGUGGGCUUAUUUUCUAUUCCCUUUAAGAUUCAGAGCUCGCUCCGACACACUAAAGCGAUUUGUAUAUCACCCCAAUGAUCCAGUGUUAAAGAUCAAAAAGUCAGUAUUUCCUUUAUUAGUGCAAGUAAGAAACUUAUAAAUAAUGUUCUUUGACGAGGGAUAGAAAGAACUAAGCUCUGAUAUGUUUUUCUUUUUAAGCUUCCGGUUGAGUAAGAAAUGAACUUGCUUAACGAAAUACUGUGGGUGGAAGUAAUUAAAAAUGAAUUGUAAUUGUUUAGCAAUCGCUUAAUCUUUAUCUCUGCAAGCAAACAUUUUAGGCCUUUUUUUAUCCAACGAAGUACAGACACGAAUACGAUAUACAAGGAAACUUAUGAGUCAUUUUUUUUUUUUUUUUUUUUUUGCCCUGUCUUCUGCUGCAAUUUCUGUUCCCCACAGUUAUUGACAAGUUCGAUUCACGGUACAAAUGGUGCUAAUUGGGCGUGGCUAGCUACCAAAUAUCUCUGACAGAGAUUUCGCUGUAAAAUAAUUAAGGAACUCAAUCUCUUUCCACUGGCUGAUCAUUGUUACUCUCCGAUACUCGUUCGGCUAAAGAAGAAGAGAUUUGUUUAAUCUACGAAUAAUAAUAACAAGGUGGACGAAAAACGGACGACAUGUGAGUAACGAAAACCUAAUGUACUGUAACGCGAUUAUUAGAACAUUUAGAAAAUAUGGCCCACAAAAAAAUAAAUACGAUGCAAUCAAUACUGGUCUCACGGGACUGGCUCCGCGAGUCACACCUGGGGUCUAUGGACUCCUGUUUUGUUUGUUUCAUUUUCUGUUUGAUUUUGUUUUUACCUCUCUUGAAAUAGAUUGGAUUAAGCAUGCAAAAGGUAAUUUCUCGUGAUUCUAACCAAGGUUGAGCAAGAGGGAACAAAAGUAAUCCAAAUGGAAGGGUAUUGCACAUUAUACACGUCGUCCAUUAAGGUCUCCAAGUGGGAACCUUUUGUACAAAUGGAAGGGCAUUGCACGCAUAUAGACGUUCAAUUUUUUGCUUCGUUGAGUUUUCUUAGCAAAAGAGUGAAGCUUUGACACAAAUUUUUCACAGGAUUAUGUGCAGUGUAACUUGUUCCAUUUCUUGUAUUACAAGAAAGAGCAGGUGCUACAUUGUAGUAUGUCAUGAGAAAACCAGCGUUGGCUAUCUUACUUUAGAACGCACAGAAGGACGAUCAGAUAAGAUUCAUGGAUACUUGUUGAGCACAAAAAAAAGUAAAAAUAUACAGUUACAGAUCGUAACCGCCCUCUUGUUAACACAUUUGGUAAAAAGAUAUGGUAAAAUUUAAGAUCAUUUUAAUAUUUGUUUGCUUGGCAGGCGUUAUGCAAAGGACAAUUGGUUCGUAUUAUUGGAGAUAUGCUUUAUUUGUGCCAGUAAGUAAUAAAAGAGCAAGAUAUUAACAAUUGACAAUAAUAUUGGGGAUAAACAAUCUAGGCUGCCGAAUUAGCCCCAUCUACAUUCUGUAAGGUAAUCCAAGAUAGGUCUUGGAUUCUGGAUGCCACACUGCGGAUUUCUGAUUCCAGUCUUUCUCAGUGGAACUUGGAAUCUGGAUAAUCCAGUCGAUCGUUACAUUUCGGUUUCCUUGAGCUUUAUUCUGGAAUCCAAAGCUCAGGAUUCCAAAUUCCACAAGCAAAAAAUGCCCGGAUUCCCUAACGGGGCGAGCGGAAUGGCUUAAGUUAACUACACUUCUUUUUUACUGCUCUUGAGUACUGCUCCCCCUAUACAUCAUCUUGCCAGGUGUAAUAGAUGUCAAAUUAUCAUUACAUAUUUUCCCUUCAAAUGCGUCACCUUUUAAGUCAGUGGACAAGGUUUAAAACCAGGAAGUUACCGGGUCAAUGGAAAUGUGGCUUUUCAACCCGAUGGUGCUAUGGUAACAAACUUGGAAAUGAAACCUGCCAAAGGAGGCAAUGCAGAUCCAGCCAUCCCGCCAACUGUCUCGUCAUCUACGGGCAUUCGGAGCGGUCCAACCUUUUCCACGACGUUUGCACCAAGAACAGGUCCCACAAGUGGCUUAGGUUCAAGCUCUAGAUCAGGUACAAUUUAGAUUUUAUGGAGCCAACCAAGUGGUAGGGGAAUAAUGUCAACAAUAGAAUAUACCAUUUUACAGUUACAGGUGGAAACGCAGCUGGAGUUGACCUUGCUGUUUUAUUAUUUAAAUCAUGUUGUUCCUAUGCUAACUGGUAUUUUUUUAAGCAUAAUUUCCAUAAGACAUGGUUCCACGUUCUCUAUCAAAACAAGGUAAACCUUAGCCUCAUGUUCACUCAAAGGUUGGUAUAUCAAGCUCACAACUGUAAAAUGGUCAAUUAGAAACAACAAUUACCUCUAUUUGCACAACUAUAAAUUACUUGCAGUAUUGUAAAACAUCGAACCCCAAAAUUGAAGAAAGGGGUACAUGACCAACUGUUGACAUACACCUCAGCUUAGCUUGUUCACUGAAAUGGACGUUUUUAAGAAGGAGGACAUCGUUUGUGAGAUAAGUGGCUCUUGCCGUUGUCAAGAAGUGGCCGUCAUGGUCAGAGUGUAGUCAUGAAUGAAGUAAAGUGAGUGUGAAUAUGCGCAUGUAGGAAUCGAAUCUGCGUUGAAUUAUUUAGAGGCAUGCAAUCUUGGUGUAGCUUCCUCUUUUAAACUUAAAGUGUUUGUUUCUCAGGUUUUUCUCAAGACCAGACAACUGCCUUGAACAUUCAUAAUAAAUAUCGUAAAAUUCACAAGGCUCCGAUGAUGAAAUUAGACAAAACAUUGUGUAACAAAGCCCAGGAAUUUGUGAACAAACUGAAAUGCUCAGGACAAAAUGCUCCCUCACUUCAAGGGAAAAACGUAAUAUCUGAAAGCUUUUGUUCUACGAAUGGUGGAAGCAGCAUGGAACAAAUUCUUACGCGAUGGUUAGUCAAUUACUGUAAUAAAUGCCUGGUAUAUUUGGCGUCAUAAAAAUCGAAUUUAAGAAACAAACAAACAACCAAACAAACAAAUAGUAUGGCAUUUCGAAAAUUCAAUGCAAGGCUUUUCUAAAGUUGGGUGGAGAGUUUGGGGCUGCUGGAGACGAGUGAGAAGGGAGAGUGUUGGAUACAUUUCUUUGCUUGUUUGUUUAUUUGUUUUUACAUCUAUUGCAAAACGGUGAGUUAUAAUCUUCUAAUCGCUUAAGAUCUCAAAGCGUUUUCCCCUAAAAAUACACUUAGUGUUUAGUGGAGUAAAAGUAUCGAAGUAGUAAGGUUACAAACCACAAUAAUUCGUAAAUAUACCACGACGUGUUGUAAAUGUAUAAAGCAGUCGUAAUAGCCCCUAUGCAUGAUUACAUCAGACGAGUAAAUUUCACCAACAAGCCUCGUUUGUGAACAAAAUUUUUUGCAUUUGCACUUUUUGUGCGUGGGUAUUCUUUUCAACUAUACUGCCUUGGGAAUUCAUUUCUGUGAAACUUCGCUUAUUUUUAAUUUCAAAACGAGGCUUGGUGGUGAAAUUUGCUUGUGUGACGUAAACAUGCAUAAGGGCUAUUGAGCCAAAAUGGUCACGUGUCCAGGACUUUAUCUCUCUCCCGUCGCCUUUUAGUUGAAAAAGCAAAACGAGUGAGGAGAAACACAAUGUUUUUAUUGCGCCCAAAAAACAGUUAAUAGGAUUAUUUUAACUUGUGUUUCUUUAGGUAUGACGAGGUCUGCAAUUAUAAAUUCAACAACGGAGGAACAGCAGGAGGGCCAGGAGUCGUAGGAGGCGGGGGGUGGGGUGGUGGAGGAUGGGGAGGAGGAUGGGGAGGAGGAUGGGGAGGAGGAUGGGGAGGAGGAUGGGGAGGAGGAUGGCAAGGACGACGGAAAAGAAACACUGCCCCUUUUGGUAAAGGACCACGAUUCUUUGGCCCUUCCUUUCCGUCUGGUCCUUCUUUUCCCUCUGGUCCCUCCUUUCCUUCAAUUCCUUCCAUCACUCCUGCCUUUGGAGCAACUUCCCAUUUUACUCAAAUGGUAUGGAAACAAACUACGAAGCUUGGCAUUGCGAGAGCUGAAGGAACCAAGGCCAAUAAUCAACGGUGUGUGUACAUUGUUGCAAUAUAUGAACCGCCCGGGAACAUACCAAAUGCAUUUGCAACAAACGUUGUAAAAGGAGAUUUUGACCAAAAGUACUGCAAAAAGAAGAACCCGUGGAACCAGUGGCGCGACAGAAACGGUAAUCAAAUGGUCAAAGUUUCCCCGCUGGCAGCAAAUGGAGUAGCAAAUGCUCCUUCCCAGACUUCUGGCCUUAAUAUAAAGAUUCUGAAGAAGAAAUACUUUGUUCAUUCUUAAACAUCAUAACACUAAUAUUGAUUAUCUGCAAAUAAAUGCACUCAUCAUUCAAUCGAGUUGUCAUAGAUUAAAAGAAGUUUACUUGUCUAUUGGUCACUAAAACUAAACCCCCCAAUGCCCCUUCACGCAAAUUUCAUCACUACGCCUCGGUAACAAUGUUUGCGAUUAAAAGACCCAGCCCUAAACUAAGAGGAACCUUUGAAAUUUUAUACCUUGGCUAGUACUCGGAUUUAGAAGCACUUAAUCGUAGUUUCAGCCAUACCAUGACUUGGACCAAAAGGUAGGUUCAAGGAUUUUGUCGUCAUUUUCUAUAUUUGUCGAUGGUUAAAUAUUUCAGUCUAUCCAGGAGCUUAUAACUCAUAGAGUUCCUGGUCUAUUACAUUUACAGUUUCGGUUUCAGUUCUAUUCUUCGAUAUUUUUCUUUCUUACAAUGACUGACGUACUCCUUAGGACCAAUCUCGUAAGUGACCAUCCCUAGUUACCACCACCUUUGUGAAAAGCUCUCGUAAACGACUGCGACCGCUUUUUGGAUUACCCAACAGGACUUUUCCUUCGUCUUUGAGCACCAGUAAACGACCACUCCCAAAUCAACAUUUUGAUGAAACUGCACACUGCGCUAAUGGUUCUUUGAUAAAGGUCUUAAUUCUUUAUGAAUUAUGGAUGAGUUUCUGAAGCUCUCAAAAGCUACCGCAUGUGGUCGUUUACCAGAGCUUAUUCUCGUAAGCGACCAGCUCUAGUUAGCCACAAUUUGAAUCGCGCGAAAUGACUUGAAAAUGGGUAGUUCAGUAUAACCCGGGGCGAAAUGACCGGUUACUAUCGGUGGCUUAAAGAACGAGGUAUACGCGUAUGUAUGGAACUUUUCCAUGACGUGGCUGAAAGAACGAGGUUUAUACAUCUGUUUGUCUAGUCCCUAGGCCUCAUUUUUCCAUGCGGUCAAUGCGUUUCCGGUCACGAGGUCCGAGCAAAAGUGUACACCGAAAUGCAUUGACCGAGAAGGCUUGGGAAAACGCCGUACAUAGACUAGGUAAUACAUGUGUAGGGCUUGUUUCAUUUUCAAGUGGAACGAUUUGCAACGUUGGCGAACGGGCCAUAGCGAAACGACUCGUAGGCGAAACGGGGGCGCAUUAUUUUUUGGGUAGUUUCAUUACUUACUUACCAAUUUACUAUAAGACUUUAUAAUUAAAGUUGAAGAUUCUCGGAAAACAGCGCACGCGUGCAGAACAAAGAAAAAUCAAAUUUUGCUACAAUAACAUUUCUAAACAUACUUUCUGAUCAAUUUAACUCCCCUUGACAGAAGUUUUGAUUUUUAUAACAUUUUUUAACCUUCAAAACAUCGUGACAAAUCUUAUUCAUUCAAAGAAACUGGAGAAGCACUUAUUACUGAUCGGUGAGGGCUAUAACCAGAUGUGUUGGGUGGUGUAGAUACAGGUAGAACAUGGACCUACCACCGGAGGGGGGUGGGGGAGGAGAGGUUUAUAACCAGGGUUCUAUGGUAUUCAAAAUUCGCACAUAAAUCCUAUAUUCUCAUUCUUUCACUAAAUAAAGAAAGGUAUUUAAGUAACUAAACUAUAGACAAAAGAGUAUGAGUUAUCUUCCGAAAUAUAUAAUAAAUCUACCCAGUUUUUAUCAGUUUAAGACUACAAGAUUGGCACACGUUUGUAUAUACCUAACUACAAUGGGCCAAAUAUUUAAACUUAGUUUAGGCAUUGUUUAACAAAACUGUAUUCUAAGUCAUUUUCCAUUUGCCCAACGAUUUUAUCCAAACAACAUUUAUUGCGAAUAGUUUUAUGAAAGGAAAUAGAAAAGAUUAGAAACCAUUUAUCUUCUUAAAACAACCCACCAAAGAAGAGAACUGGAGGUCCAAGAUUGGUUAAACAGCGGCUUAAGUUAGACUUCGUUUAAAUAUUUGACCCAAUGUAAUAAAUAUUGCUUGUACAUCUGUUAUUUUACUAGGUCGUCUGUUUUUUUGUUUGUUUUUUUUUUGUCUCACCAAAUAACAGUGAAGACCACAUUUGUGUAAGUGAGGAUCCUAUUUGCCUAAGCUGCCACUUAAUGACCCCAGAUUACUAUGAAUUACUUUUUGAAUAAUCUUAUAGUCUAUUAUUUUGCAAUAUACUAAUUCCGAGCGAAGAGAGUUUAUAAUCUCGUCGCGCGCAGCACGUGGACCGCGCGUGUUCUUAGCCAGCUGCAAAUUGGAUGUUCCAUUAUUCUAUCUAACUUUACUGAGCUGUUUGUGGGGCAAGCCCAGUUCCGCAGAAAAACGUACACCCGGGGGGGGGGGAGAGACACGAGGGUCUAUUACCGAGAAACGAUGAUCUUUCAAGGAUAUUUUUUGUACCUCGCUUCCCUCACUUUAAUAACUUUUGCCACUGUUCUAGUUUACGUCAAUUGGUGAUGUUGGAGCUGGGAAUCCAAAUCAGAGAAAUGGUCACGUUGCAUACAUACUCAUACAUACAUUUUCUCUAGAGUACUUAUUUCUUAUUCAAUUGUUGUAUUAUAAAUUGUCUUAGUUAGAUAGCAGGUUCACAUCAGCUAUAUAGUUGUCUACUUUAUUAUCCCACUUUAUCAAAUAAAUGUAUGUUUGUAUGUAUCUAUGUACACGCCGUUCACAGUAGGUUCACACUAAAAGAUGACUGUGAACGUCAGUUCUGGAACGGGCCGUUUCGUGAACUCAAAGAGAUAAUUAACUAUCGAUGUAGUACAUGAGCAAUUAAUCAAUAACCAUAGUUUGUGAACAAAGUAUUAUACAAAUUGAUGACACUAUAGCUGAAGACUUGAUUGUAAGCUGUUGUACCGAAGCGAACAACUCAGUCCAUGAAUGUCAGAUGAAUCCUGAUGCUAAGAGAUGGACGUCCAUGGAGCGAGGGAAGUGACAAGUUUGCCAUGUCAGAAGACUGACUUUUCAUUUUAAUAUUUCCUUCUAUUCAAUGCAACACACGCCACUUUGGAGGUCUAAAUUUGGGAUAAGGAUAAAGAAACAGACAAAAAUAGGAACUUUGGGAAUUUCGCACAAAAUUUCAAAGCUUCACCGGGACAGCUGGUCUGGAAGCUUCGAUCAUAAAGACCAACUUUGGUGACUGAGUAGAGCAUACAAGUGUAGCCCAGUGGUUUCAGAGCUUUUGCUUUUGUUUCUAUCUGUGUCUUGCUAAGCUUUUAUCAUUAAAUUUUUACCUGAUCUUGUUAUCAUUAAAAUUGGAAAUAAACUGUUGGUUAUCAAUAGUUGUUUAUCUUUAUCAAAGAAAGCUGAUUAUUAUUUGUGUCGUGACAAGAUUAUUGUAUUUUUAUUUGAAAAUAAUCAAUUGCAAUUCAUCUCUGUUGACUUCUUGUAAGUGGUUAGCUUGUCUUUCACUAUGAAACUUGAACAUGACGGAUCUAUUCCGUUCCUCGGUACAGUUUUACAAGAUGUGGUAGCACUCUAACAACAGAAGUCUACAGAAAAUUAAACCAACCGACACAGGACUGCUACUCCAUUUCCAAAGCCACGUCGACAGCAGAUACAAGAAAGGCCUAGUCAACACGAUAGUUAACCGUGCGUACCGUCUAUCUUCCACCAAAGACGGUUUUGCAGAAGAAUACAACAAGUUACGCACCAUGUUUACAAAGCAGCGCUAGCCGAAAACAUUGGUCGAUUCCUUUGUAAAUAAGUUCAGCCAGGAACCAGAUAAAGAAAUACACACCGUGCCUUCGGUAGACCCAUCUGUUUACAUAGUAUUGCCCUUUAAAGAUCAGUGAUCAGCUGAUCGCGUACGCAAAGAUAUCUAUUCUCUGGGAGCCAAGAUCAAUGUUAACGUAAAACCCCAUUUUUACAAGCAGAAAACUGUCACAAACCCUGAGUGUCAAGGAAAACAAGCCCCCGAUCGUCAACACUCAAUGCGUUGUAUACUAAUUUCAAUGUGAUUUGUGCGAUGCAAAUUAUGUCGGGUACACUGCCCGACACUUACUUCAACGCAUAAGUGAACACCGUUAUUCAGCCAUCGGGAAACACCUUGAAACACAGCAUGGCAACAACAGAACAAAGACUGACCAUCUUUUCAAAGUUCUAAGGAAAUGAACAGCAAGUUUGAUUGCUUAGUCUACGAGAUGUUAUACACAAAGGACAUCAAGCCUUCUCUUAACACGCAACCCGACUCCAUUCGCGCCAAACUAUAUACGUGACACUUUCUUACAUUUUUUACUUUUCUCUUAUUGUGUUUCUUACCUUGGGAAUAGACCUUUUUACCGAUACGGCGGCCAUAUUGAAUUAAUUCGAUUUAAGGAGUAUUAUAGGAUGCCCAGGGGGCAUGAGCACAUCGUUUGUAUUUUCGAGCGCUUUUCGUGACAGUUUUUCGUAAAGUUUUCUUAGAAUAAGAUUGCAAUGGGAAAAAAAGAUCUUUGUGCCGUGUUUGGAUGUAAUAAUGAUCGCCUUUUUCCCGAGAAAUAUACGAUGAAAGACCAUAUUUCUAAUACUAAACUAGGAAAAGGCGAUCAUUAUUACAUCCAAACACGGCACAAGGAUCUUGUUUUCACAUUACAAACAUAUUCUAGGAAAACUUUAAGAAAAAAUGUCCGGAAAAGUGCUCGAAAAUACAAACGAAAUGAGUUCACGCCCCCUGGGCAUCCUAUAAUACUCUUUAAAUCGAAUUAAUUCAAUAUGGCUGCCGUAUCGGUAAAAAGGUCUAUUACACCCAUUGGACGCGCAAAUAUUUUAUGUAUUGUUUCAAAUUUUAUAUAUUCGUUUUACACCUUAUACUUUUUCACUUUUCAACUUGAUAAUGGCGUAAAGUAGCGCCGAAACGUCGUUCACUUUUUUAAAUGUAUUUUAAAAAUCUUUUAGCGUUUAACUUUUUGACCAAAUGAAAAGCGAUUCAUAUAUUUUUACUAUAUAUUCAUCACCAAUUGUUUUAUGAAACAAUUUUUUGGGGUGUCAACUUCUUAAAAAAAAUGUCUGCAAAAGUUUUUGAUAAUUAUGUGGAAAAUGCCAGUCACUGGUGUUUCUAGUACAAUAGAAGCUUAAUUGAGAAUAAUGCAUUUACAUACAAAUCUAUGCUAAGCAAGCAUCUAUGAUGGAGAAAGCGAUCUUGGUAGCUUCUGGCCCCCUUUAGAUGUAUCUGAAAAGGCAUUGUUGCAAUCAGGAAUUGGAGGUUUGGAUGAAUCAGCUUCUCUGUCAUCAUCAUUAGCCAUCUCAUUUUCUUCAUCAAUUUUUCUGCUGGUAGAACGCUCAUUUCUUACACUGUCUAAUUCAGCGGUUGUUGGAGGAAACUCUUGCACCGUCACUGUGACUGCUAUUAUAACCCAUCGGUCAUGAUCUUCAGUAUCGUCUUUUAGAGCAAAUUAAAAAUCCAAGAAAAUCUGAAUUGGGACAGUUAGCCACAAGACAUUGGCCUUUCCCCUUGAGUAUAAUCGUGGAAGUUAGAUGUAGUUUAAAGACUUAUACAGGAGUGACACUUGGCGCCCAGGUCAUCGGCGGUAAAGUCUGCGUUGCCUGGAAACACAAAAUGCUCCAUGACGUAACGUUGCAUAACGUCAUUGGCCGACACCAAGCAUAUACAUGUAUUCAUAGUAAGAAAGAUAGAAAGAAAGACGGGGCAUCCAAUUUUUCAGCUGACUAAGACCACGCAUAGUUCACGUGCGAUAUAAACUCUCUUCGCUUGGAAUUAACAAGACCUUGGCAACUUUACAAUCAUCUUCACGUUCUUCAAUUGCUUCGCUACACUUUUUUACAGUCAAAUACAUCACCUAUUUCCACAAAACAUAAAGCAAUGACCAGAAUCGGAAGCGAAAGCUGAGUAAAUUAAAUGAAGUCACCUGAAUUCACCAGCCUUACUUUGAUUCUUUACUCGUUGCAAUUCUCUGAGACAUUUUUGUCUUUUUGCUUUGUUUUUUUUGUUGUUGUUGUUGUUGUUGUUGUUUUGUGUCGACCAAAAUGUUUUUGGAGACAAAUUUUUAAAGUUCAGAUUUGUUGAUUAAACUUACCUAAGGAUCAAUUUCAGUUUUAAUAAGCCUCGCCAUAAACACUUUAAACAGUUCUGACCGGUACCGGUAACCAAACAAAAAUGUACUCACUUUUUCUUUUAAGUUAAAAGACCGAGUCUUGCUCCAUAGAGGUCAUCUCAAACACUAUAACUAUUUACACCAGACCAUUAUUUUCAAUUUCCAUUCUUAACCCCAUCAAUGUUUUGGAGUAAUUAGGAAGAGGGAGAAUUAGGUGAACACUGUCUCACGCUUAAGGUAACAAGAAAACGUGUACAAGUACCUUUCAAGGUACCCAUGUAACAUAUGUCCAAUUGGGCGUGAAAAACUACCAACCCUCGGAAACAGAUAUUUAAAAAUGGAAGUUAUCGCACACACGAAUUUUUUUUUGGGCGUACCCAAGCAAUUUCUGUGGAUUUUUCCUUUACCCAUAGGCAAUUCAACCAUCAAUUAAAAUCUAUUCCUUUUAUUUUCUCCUAUAGAUCCACAUCAACGUAUUGUAGGUACUUACAUUCACCCUUUCUGCGAGAAUGACAAGAAAAUUGUGUACAAGUACCAUUCAUGGUACACAUGUAAUGCUUGUCAAAUUGGACGUGCAAAACUACCACCCGAAUGUUUCAGAAGUAGAUAUUUAGCGAUAAAAGAAAUCCCUCCCACGGGAAAUUAUUCUAAAGCGAAUAAGUGAUAGCUGUGAUGAGCAAAAAUAUUCAUUUUGGAUUUUUCUUUUCCCAUAUCCAAUUUCAACAAUUAUUUUUAGACUUAUUUUUAUAUUUUUAGCUAUAGAACCGCAACAAAGUUUUUGGCUAAAGGAGAAAGAGGGAGGAUCAGGUUACACGAUAUCUGUGUAAUGGACUGACAAGAAAAGAAGUGUACAAGUACCAUUCAUGGUACUCAUGUAAUGCUUGUCAAAUUGGGCGUGGAAAACUACCAACGAAAUGUUUCAGAAGCAGUAAUUUAACAGUAAAAGGAAUCAUUAACCACUAAUUUAAAUCUAAUUUUUUAAAUGCGUUUUCAUAUUUCCUUCUUCAGGAUGGUAUCAUCGAUAUGGCCUAAAGAGAAAGGGAGUGGAUUAGCUUUGUACAGACUGAAAAGAACAGUGCGCAAGUACUAUUCAUGUUAUACAAUUCCAAUUGGGCGGGGAAAACUACCAACCGUAUCUUUCAGAAGCAGAUAUUUAACAGUGAAAGUAAUCGAACAGAUGGCAAAUCAUUUUGAGGCGGACAGGCGAUAGCUUUGGUGAGUAAAAUUAAACCCUUUCGAUUUUUCUCCAACAAUAUGUACUUACAACCAUUAAUUUAAGUCUUAUUGCUUUACUUUCUCAUUUUCUUCUUUAGAACCACCUGGGACGCAUCUAUUCAACGUAUUGGCGUAAAAAGGAAGAGAUAUAUUCAUAUCAAUUCAAAGCAGGAACAACUCGAACAAGCAGCUAAGACAUGUUAGAAAAGAAAAUAUAACUUAUUCAUUAUUUUUUAAUUUUUUUUUUUUGAAAAAGAAAAAGGGUUUUUCCUCGCUAAUUAUUUACAUAAAUUCUAUCUGUACGGAGGAAGUAUGUAGAUUAUUGCUUUCGUGCAUGUUUUUGUUUUCGAAAUUCGAAAGACUGGUGAAUGAAGGUCGGAAUCAUAGCACUAAUUAGGAAGUAUGAAGGGCUAUUGUAUCAGUUUUAAGUCCUAUAGACAGCAAUUCCCUCUAGAAGUAUGCCAGAUUGUACACAAGAGCCAUCAAUUUAUUCUAAGCUAAGACUGUAAAUGGAUGAAUAUUUUUCUACUAAAUGGUUAUUAUUAUUAUUAUAAUUAUUAUUAUUAUCAUUAUUACUAUUACUAUAAUCAUAACUACAACAAAAUUCUCAAAUCUGAUUGGCUAUCGGCUGCCCUGAUUUCAGCCUUAAUAGGACAGUUUAAUUGGAUAGUACGCGCCAUCGCGCGCGCUUAAAUGGCUUUUCUUUUUUUUUUUCACUGCUAGCAAAAAAAUCUUGGAAUUCCUUGACUGUGUUUUGAUUUAAAAGAGAGCCUUAUAUAUCACACAUUUGGUUAAAGUUAUGAUUAACUGGCAACAGAACUUCGUAUCGUCCAAUUCGGUCUGUAAUCAUAAUCGUGAUUAAACAAAUCGAGUGUUAAUCACUCUUACGAUUACAGACCGAAUUGGACUCCACCCAGUCCUGUUACCAUUACUUAUUAUUACUAUUAUUAAUUACUAUUAUUGAUUUGUUUUUUGUAAUAUAAUAGUGCGUUAAUAAACAAGUCGAAAUACUAAAACCGCAAACUGAAGGAGAGUCGAACCUCCAUAUAGGCCGUAUUUCCAGCGAAUUCCUGCCAGUUACUUUUAGUAACGAAACUGGUAGAUAUUCAGAUCUAUGUGACAAAGUUAGGAUUUCAAGGCCAUUUCCCCUGAACUUCGGAUUUAUGAUACUCUUUCAAAAGGUCGUCAUAUCCCGUCCAGACCAAACAGUUGAAACAAGCCCACGCAAACGAUUUUGACUUUAAUUUUCUAAAGAAUAAUUUUGCCAAAACUAGCUUUAAAAGUGGGAUUCCUUAGCUAAUGAAUCAUAUGGAAUUGACUUUUCACAUAAUUUAUUCCUUGUUUACGUUAUUACUAUCAUCAUAAUUAUUUAUUCAUUUCAUUUAUUUUUCUCAUCGUUAUUAGUUAAAAGUGUGACUAUAUAUUUGCGUUAAUUAACGGAUAAAGUAAGAUUACACCAUAAAAGCUGUCAUGUCCAGCUUCUCCUUGAGUUUGUAUCGUGUCCUUUUUGUACUUAUUCUCUGUUUCAAGUAACUUGUUCUUUUUUUUGUCUUUUCAUCACAACAGGCUUACCAAUCAGGUUUUUCUUUUUGUUCCUGGAGGCAUACUUGAUUUGCAAUAGUAAGUGACACCGUAGCUGUAAGCUAUUAUGAUAUUCUCCAAGCUUUUCAAUUCUGUUACAAUAAUAUUUGUGGUCAACUUGAACGAGAGUGUAUUUUGAAAUGUAGAUCUAAUAAAAUUUUCUCAUGGGCAUUACCUCCACACUACUGAAACAGUCAGAUCCAAUGUUAACUUCUCAAGCCUUCUUGUGCUGCUUCUUUUAGUCAAUGGACAAGUUUUAAAGCCAGGAAGUUACAAUGUCAACGGCAACAUCAAUGUUUUAGCUGAUGGUUCCAUAACAACUAACGUGCAAAUGAGACCUGGCAAAGGUGGACCUAGUUUGGUUACGCAAAGCUCUUCAGACUCAGAAGGUAACUUUAAACGAAUUAAUUCGAUUAUUACUGAAUUACAGUACCAUAGAAAUGGGAAUGUAAGCUAACAUUUCUUUUUCUUCAUAGUAAUCCCACUAAAAGUGCACCUUACAUGUACAUGCGUAUGCCGUUUCCGAAAGUUGCAUUAUACCUCUAUUUUCUCGAAAAUAUUCACUUUGAGAUUGGCAAAUUACUAAUUUUGUGUUUUAAUUAAGUGAAAGACGCAUUUAUCUGAGAACAUAGUUUAACAAUAAAGCGUUCGGAAUUGGCAAUUGUCAAGUCAUCAUGUCAUCAAUUUGAAAAAUUUUCUUUCUGCAUACAGUUAGUUAGUCAUCCUAUUCGGGAACAUUUAAACACUUUUUUUUUUUUUCUCCAAGAGCCAAGUAUUUUCAUCCCUUAAGUAGUAUCUGAGGAGAAAUUAUCCCCCCCCCUAUCCCAUUCUGCAAAACGUCGGGAGACCUCUUACGCCAUGGCCAAUGUGCCUUUCUUUUAUUUUGUCUCACCUUUGAGGAAAAUGAUGUAUCAUUUAUUAUUAUUUAUUCAAAAUGUUCCCCCGUUUCUGGUUGGCCAAAUCUCCCGACUAAUUCCUCAUAACCGACGCUUACUUGAAACAUAAUUGUUUAGCAAUAGAAGAUCGAUUCGAUGGUAUAUUAAUCAAAUGUAGAGCAACUUCGUUUCCAGUCAGCUGCGAGACAGCCUAAAGAAGCUAGCUUGUCUUGUCUUGUAAAUAAAUUGCGACAAGUUUCAGGCCAUCUAAAUUACGACUAAAGCUAAACGGUAUAAUUGCAAAAGCAUGCAAAAAUAUUACCAGACAUGUAUGAAGAUUACUUUUUGUGGAGUAUACAUAAAGAAAUGCAUCUCUGCAUAUAUGAACGUGUGCAGAGAAGUAGGCGAACGUUUUUAAGAAAGACCGAGAGUUUGUACGGACGGAAAACUAAGAAAUAUUUUGAAUGAAUAAUCAUACAAGUAUUCAAUUGGGCUUAAGUAUGAUACGAAAAAUUAUGCCGAUCCUGAAGGCUGUUAUCAACCUUAGCCUUUGGCUUCGCGGUACACUCUUUUAUGUAAAUAGUUGAAUACAGAGUGGUCCAGGCUGAACAUUCUGAUUUUUCUUUUGAUUUUAGGCUGAAAAUAUUCUUGACUUAUUUUCGAGCGAAAUUAUAGCUUUUGGCAUUUCCACUUUAGAAUGUAUUGGGUUUCAAUUACCCAGUGUUCUCGCCGUUUAGCGAAACGAAUAAUCUUCUACGAUCAGGUUAAAACACAAAUUAUAAUAAUUGUACUGUAUUUACUGAUUUUCAGACUUAAAAUUGAAUCUGUUUUAUGUACUCUUAGCGUCGGGUUUAUUCUUAAAAUAUUCUUAAAUUUUCGAAAAUUUCAGCCCCGAUAUUCUAAGAAAAUAUAUUCUUAAAUGAAAAAAGAGUGUAGUUCAAAUACUGCUCAAUGUCCUUAAAUUCUUCAUAUCAUGUUCAACUUUAUUCAUUAAUUUUUAAGUAUUAACGUUGCCCACUCUGCAAGUGAGAGUUAUGAAUUAAACUGAUACGUGGAAAGUGGCCAAAAUAUAUAUGACAUCACCCAAGUUGAUCAGUUGAUCUUAGCUUGAGAAAUCAGCCUACAUUCUGCGACGCCACCACUGGUUUCCGCUCGAAAUGACAUCUAAGAAAUUAACGUAGACAUUUUAUACUGAUGACGCGUCACUACCCAGGUCUGGGUAGUGCUUCUGAUUGCUUGAGAAUUUACUUCAACCAACCAAAAGUACAUUUGUUUAAAAUCUGGUUUCGGACUUAUGAAAAGGAUAGCUAAAGUGAAAGUGUCUCGUUUUUCUUACAUGUAUGUAAAAAGGCCAACAAACAAUCUACUUAUCAAGCCAACAAACGAGCAAGCCCCCAUGUGCAAGUUCAUGAUAAGUUGACAAACUUCGUAGUUACUUCAAAUCUAUUAGGAAUAUCAGGAUUACUAUUAGGCUUUGAUAGAUUCUACUUAAGCUUAAUUUUUGUUGUAAUUCGUUAUUACGGGCAAAAUUUUCUUCUACUUUCCGAAAAAAAACACUGCUAACAUAAUUCGCAAUAUUUUGUGGCACAAACUUAUCACUUAGUGAUUAUGCAAUCAAUAAGUACGGAGCGAAGGAAACGAGGCUAAUAAGAUUUUUAUUAUUAUCUGGCUUCCUAUCUAGGGGACACUAAACAAGUGCAGAACAAGCGAUUUGUAAGUCAUUUUGACAGGCGACAGAAAAUUCGCUCAUGGAAACAAUAGCACAUUACAAAGGCUUGCAUUUGAAAGCAAAAUCAAAUUGCAAAUGCACCAAGCGCCGAGUUUAUUCAGUCAAAACUAAGAUCACUAUAAGUAUUUGCUCGCCAAUGUGACCAUUCAUGGAGUUUAUUAAAAACUGACCAUUAUGUCUGGCUUGAAUCCGCUUCUAUCUUUCUUUCUGCAAAUGGCAAAGAAGCUUGUCAAGAUGAUCAGGUUAUUUCAUAGUUAUUGAGGUGUUUUUACCAAAUUUAAAGUCAAAAGGAGAGGCAUAAUUUCUGCCCUUUUUGCUAAAAUGAGCGUAAUUUACAAAAAUUAGCACACACCUGUUAGUUAUUGGCAUAAUUUUACAAAUAUGCGAGCACUGCUUACAUUAAUGUAAGGCUACUUUUGUGAGCACAAUCUAUGUAAAAGCCUCAUUAAUGUAUACCAAUUUCAAUCCUAAUCAGCAGGAAACGUGAGUCUCGAACAAGAGUUUUUCAGUUAUAUAUAUCAAUAUAUUAUUAUAUUUAGAAAUCAUAACAUGGUUAUCGCAAGUUACUCUAUUGUGGGAUAUUUUCGUGGGCACCCAGGACGAAUAAGAAUCGAAGAGUACCAGAAACAGUCCGAAUAUCCCUAAAUUUAAGGACAGGGCCAACUGGUCACGCGACACUUUUCAACCAAUGAGAAGGCGCGCUUGUGUUUAUCAACAAACAAAUCAAAACAUCGCCCCAGUAAUCAAAAAUUUUCAAAACAACGGACGGAGUCGGACAGAAUUAAAGAUGAGCUUACAGUACUCGUCUAGGUUUCACAUUUAGUAUUUCAAAGAAAACAUUUCAUGUUAGAGAAUAAGAGCAUUAAUCAUUGCAAGGAAUCAUUGGGGUGUUCGAACUGAUUCCGGACCGAUCGCAGAGGUCGUGGCUUCACUGGCAUGGCUUGCAAGAUUUUUGAUAAAAGCAAACUGGUCCCGUGUAAAAAAUAGCCUGUAAGAGAGUGUGAAAAUUUGUUGAGAUUGUACAAAACAGGAUUGGUACUACCCAUUAACUUCUACAGGACAAGUAUCAAAGAACCAGUCAUCAUAACAAGAAUAGAAAGUAGUAUAAAUUUUUUAAUUUUUCUUGUUUGUUUUUUCGCGUUGUUUCGCGUUGACUUCACGCCUCUGGUGCUUUCUUUGCCUGCUGUAGUACCUGCAAUGUUUUAAUUUUAUCCCAGAUAAUCAGUGCAUGUUCAAUGAGUAGCGAAACACAUCAUUUAUAAUUGAGAUUUGCCUUGUUUCUUUGAUUGUUUUUGAACGGUGGAUGAACAUUUGAGAAUCCAACAACAUUAAAUCUUUCCAGAUUAGUGAAUUUCAGAAACAAAGCGGUUAGUAUCUACCUUGCGCUUAUGAUCUUCAAUUUCAUCCCCGCAAAUUCGGCAAAGUGAGGCGAGAUGUUGGACGUGAAUAUCUAUAAGACUAAUAAAGUUGCUUAGGCCUAGAAAAGAAAAAAGUCAAAGGCUCGUACUAAUGCGAAAAAAAGUAAUAACACGGCUCUGUGAGAAACCCGGGAGUGGAAAACGUGCGUGUUUUGGACCUCGGAAUUCAAAAGUUGUCUACCAAAAUUCUAGGCUGUCUGCCAUCCCUACAUUCAACAUGAUAAAAGUUAAUCGAUAUGACAAUCGAGGAAAAAUAUGUAGAACUUCGUAAAAAAAAUCUGUGAAUCGAAAAAAUAAUAGAUCCUUCUUCACCUACCUUGAAAACCGACCAAAAUCUCGCCUAUACAUCGCGUUGUUUAGAAGAUAAAAGAAGAAAUAAGCCACAAAAUGUGCUGAAUAUUUCACGAGACACUUCCAAUAUAGCUUCCGAUACGCUGUCCACUUAAAAAAAUUGUGUAUGCCCCAUGAAAAGUCUUAAAAAUAUGCCUGAGAGCCCCGAAACGAUGACUGAUUCUGUCCGACUCCGUCCGUUGUUUUGAAAAUUUUUGAUCACUGGGGCGAUGUUUUGAUUUGUUUGUUGAUAAACACAAGUGCGCCUUCUCAUUGGUUGAAAAGUGUCGCGUGACCAGUUGGCCCUGUCCUUAAAUUUAGGGAUAUUCCGGACUGAGAAAUGAAAUGAAAUAUCGCAAUUCACUAAAGAGUUUGGUCCUACCAUAAUAGGGUUCUCUUCUCCAUAAGAUGCGCCGGAAAAGUUCUCUAUUUACAAAGUUAAAGAAUAGUUAUUAAUGUGUAUAUAUUGUCUCAGACCCUCACAUAAAGCACGCUAAUUUUACAGAAAAUGAAUAUUUGGUUGUAAUUUUGUUUCUUUUUUUUAACACAACAACGAGAAGAAGAAUUCACUCUAACAGAAGAACAAGGCUUAGCCAUGCACAAUGAAUUUCGUCAAAUACACCAAGGUCCGGCUAUGACAUUAAACAAAACGAUGUGCAACAUGGCCCAAGCUUACGCAGAAACACUAGCUCAAAGUGGAACAUUUCAACACUCAUCGCGCGAUGAAAGAGAUGGAGAUGGGGAAAACCUUUCGUUCGGCUGUGCCACGGAAGCUGCACAGACUGUAGACGACGCUGUUACAAAUUGGUCAGUAAUAUUAUCGUAAUGAUAGUAAUAAUGAUAAUGAAGGUGAUAAUGACGGUGAUUAAGGGGGCUGCACACAGUUUUGCGGGCGGUUAGCGGUAACUCGCCUGACGGCGCGUGUUUUAAAUUAGACAAUCCAAAUAUGGCGGCGAAAAAAGCAAGGGUACACAGAAGACGACUUCUCAAAAUCAACUCAUUAAAAUUUUGUGAUAUUUGGCAGAAUUCUUCCUUUCAUCGUAUUUUAAAUAAUGAGAACUUUAAAGUGGAAGUUGAACAGAUGAGUUUUGUGACACAUUUAAUAAUUACAGUGCAAUUAUAUUAUUAUCUAAAAACCGGUCAUUAAAUCUUGGUCAAAUAAGUUUCAAAUGGUAAUGAUUAAUUAUAGUACUGUAAGAUGUGUACAAGUUUAUAGGAAAAUCUAAUGAGUGAAUUUUAUGCAAACCGUUCAAAAGUGAAAUUUUAAGGUUGUAUUCAAUCGUUCAUGUUACCAUGGAAACUACGAAAAUGUAAAAUUUUACCUAUCAAUCAAAAUCUUUCAUCAGUAUAUUUUCAAGUAUAUUUGCCAAGUUACAGCUUGUGAGCUGAACAUUUCUCUUGCCAUGAUUUGGCAAAUGACAUACAAUAAUAAACUGCCAAAACUGUGUUCAGCUACCUUAAUGACAAUGAUAGUGAUAAGGAGAAAGAGAAAGAAAAGGGAAAGGAUUGCAAAAAAAUUGUAAAUUGUAAAUCGUAAAUCGCUUGUUUACCCACGAAGCACAUAGGAGUUCAUAUAAACUCGUUUAAACGUGUCCGUCCAUUCCAGAUCGAAUUGGAAUUUGGAAAUGUUGGUUUUUGAGGAGAGGGGAAAACCAGAGUACCCGGAGAAAAAUCUCUCAGAGCAAGGGAGACAACCAAUAACAAACUCAUCCCACAUAUGGAGUCGACGCCGGGAGUUGAACCCGGGCCACAUUGGUGGGAGGCGAGUGCUCUCACCACUGCGCCACCCUUGCUAAGAAUGAGGAGAAGGAUAACGAUAACGAUACGAUAUCCCGUUGACAGCUGACAAAUGGUUUAUCGGUAACUGACAACAGGCGUUUCCACCAACUCCUUUUUAUUUACAAUCAAAGCGGCUUUGAGCAGGUUUUGUUAAGUCCUUGAGCUGAUAUAAGUGGUUUGGAGUGUGUUAACGACUAUAUUCCUACAACAAUGUUUCCAAUUUUAGGUAUAAUGAAGUCUGUAACCCUGGUUAUGAUUUCAAUAAUGGAGGAUUUUCCUCAGGAACUGGUCAUUUCACUCAAGUGGUUUGGGAAGGAAGUCUUCAGCUUGGUAUAGGGAGAGCUGAAACAACCCAAAAUGGUAUGAAGUGUGCGUACAUUGUCGGAAGAUAUAAACCAGCAGGAAACAUGAUCGGUCAAUUCACAAACAACGUGAAAGAAGGAAACUUUAACCGAGAGAAUUACUGCAGCUCUGUUACUUCCAAAAAACGGAAAUUCUUUGAUAAAAGUGGGAAAUCCCACGCCACCGGAACUCCAUUGGCCGCAGUUGGUGUUUCAGGUUCUCGUACCCAGGACUCUGCUAUAAAAAUAGAGCUUCUGAAAGAGAAGAAGAAGAAACAUUUUGUUAAUUCCUAAGCGUUAUCAUACUGAUGGCUUGUAAACGGUAAACAAAUAAAGUAAUUGUUCCAGCUGUCAUUGGUUAAACUGAACUGCUGAUUGGACUGUCAUUUUUUCGUUAAUAGACUACUAUUGUGGCAUCAGAUGACAAAGAUUUAGACAAGAACGAGUUGCUCUUACUUGCUGGCUAGUUUCUAAAAUAUCAUAUUACAACUAAACUUUUAGCUCCUUUUGGUUAUGUAAAAUACGCAAAAAAUGUUUAGCUUUAGACUUUGGAUUUUCUUGCUGGUAUCACGGAAACGAUGCUGAAGCAAAAACACAUCAGAACAUGAGAAACGCAACCCUUCUCCCCUACCCUCCCUGCUUUCCACCGUCCCCGAACUAAUUGGGAUUAGACUUUUUCGUGACCGAAAUUUGUUGUCAACACCAAAUAAUACACUAUUGAGAGCAACCUUUACCAAGACCAGGAUUGUAUUUUUAAGUUAAUACAGUAUAUCUGUGAAAUUUUUGGGAGAUGGACUAAGGCAAAGUUUUGCGACAUGAGGCGAAAUUUUAAGAUUUAUUUGUGGUUAAACGAAAUAAUUAUUAACCCUCGGACGUACAAGAGGGGGUGGUUGUUAAAAGGGCAGGGGGCCGGGGAGGGUAGGGGAAGGGGAAAUACGGGCGCGCAAUGGUGGACACCCGAAUAUAAUUAAUUUUUUGUCCCUGUGUGGACUCCAUUUUUGUUAAUUCUUCGGCAGUUCACUGCUUUGUAUUCGCUGCUAAGUUUGGUGUUUCAUAAUGGCGUCUAUAAGGGUGAAACACAGUAAAAAUGUACAACACAGUUAGUUAUUGGGAACUCAAACUGUGGACACAACGCCAUUUUGUGCCGUUACCCAGACACAGGCUCACUUCAGGUGUUCUUAUGAUUAAUGAAGUUGUCUGUCGUUUUGCUGUUGUUUGUCUUGUUUCCAGAAAGGGAAUCUUCCCACCUCGGAUUUGGCUCGCUUAUAUAACGAAUAACGAAGGUGCAUAAUGUUUCCUGCUAGAAGAAUAAACAAUGGUAAAAAGGAGGAAACUUAAGAAUUGGACUGAUCCUCAGGACAGUCCAAUCAUCCACCCACGUCUCCCCAGGCCCUUUUGGGGGUAUGAGUUUGCUCGCACCGAUGGUUAAAAACUGAAAUAAUUUGUAGAGACCAAAAUGCCUUUUAGUUUGCUUGUCACGUGUCUUAAACUGUUUUUUUUUUUCCUUUUUGAUCGCAGGUUCGUUAUUGAAAGCUCAUCUUGUUUAUGCUUCUAGAGGCAUCCUUUCAAAAAGAUGGUAAUUUAUGACUUCUAUCCCUGAAAAUACUAGUCUUUGAUCAUUGACAGGACACGGUCAAAUAGCACCUCACUAAACGGCUCACACAAUUGGCUGUGGAAGCAAUAGGAUAACCACACAAACAAUAACCUCAACGCAACAAGCAAUAUUGGUUUAGAUGACCACUUAAUUUAGAGCUUCUUGUAAGGUAGUGGACUACCCCAAGACACGCGUUGUUGUUUUUUGCGUCUUAAAAUUGUAUGCGAUAAACCGGACAAUGACUUACGAACAAAAACUUCAUCACAGGAAAGUGUUUAACGUUUUCCUGAGGCUCAGCAGUUUUGAAAGCAUUUUUUGAUGCAAACUAUUGAUCUAGUUGUUUGCCAGAUCAAGACACGUUCCCAAGGGAUUUCAAUUUUGCCAAUCUUGCCAAUACCUUAUGCAUGUGCACAGCCACGUCAAACUCGCAAAGGCUGUUAGGGACAGCUGAUUCACAAUCAUUUCAUCAUUUUCUCUUCAUGUUGCGAACACAUACUGCAUUUGCUCUCCACUUGCUGGCCACAUAUUGGUAGCUGGUAGUUUCUGGUGUUUAUUACCUGCUCUUGAGUUGCUACCAGUAGCCCCUCUGUUUCGCCUUUCCGAUUACUUGACAACCAUUUUUUGGUGGUGGCUGUGUCUACAUGAGGCUUUUCUAGGAUCCUUGGGUACUGCAGGUGAUGCAGUACUUUGUUUUUCCACUUUUCUUCUUUCAUUGAUUUGAUCUUGGUCUUGAACGGUGAAAACAUUUUUGUCCUUUUCUGUAAAGA